CAUUCCAUUACUAUUUCUUUUAUACCUCAAAUUUACUGAUUUUUCUUUUUUAUUUUCAUAUUCCGACGAAAAUAUUUUGGGGGUGGAAUUGAUCUCUUGCUUGGAGUUGAGGAGCUUUUCAAAUCGUGAUUUUUGUUUCCGAGUUCUUGAGAAAGGGGUCUGUGCGAAGCUCUGUGUUUCGGAGACGCUGAUUGCUGAUGCCAAGGGUUCAGAACCAGGAGGCCUCAUGAGAUUACAGUAGUCUAUUGUGGCUGUUCCGCCGAAGAGAUUAUGACACUAGACGACUUCUUCACCUUGACUGAGAUGAACAAUGGGCUUACAGCUCCUUCUCGGGUCAGGGAACUUAUGGCUGUCAUGGAGAAAGAAAGAAAUUGUGUGGUGAAGAAUGCAGCUGAUUCGACAAGGCAGUGGUCUGCAGUUGCAAGUGCUAUAGUUGCUACUGAGAACAAGGAGUGUGUUGACCUUUUUCUUCAGUUAGAUGGCCUCAACUUCAUCUCAAAGUGGUUGAAGGAUGCCCAGAAGCUCGAUGACGACACCAGUGGCAGCUUUGUGGAAGAAUCACUUACCCAUUUGCUGCGGGCACUUGAAAAACUGGACGUGGACCAUGAAAAACUGCUUGCUUCUGGAGUCUGGGAAACUGUUAAGAAUCUCCUUAUGCACAGUAGUUCCAGGGUUCAGGAUAAAGCUCGCGCACUGUUUGAAAGCUGGAAAACAAAGAUGAAUAGCACCACAUCUUUACCUGAUGUGGAUAAAACAGGACCUUCAACUGUAGAUGAGCCUCAAAAAAGUGGCGAUAUAGAGAGGGGCAUCGAACAUUCAGAAUCUCUCCCGACAGAUGCAUCUAUCUGCCAAGAAAAUCCUAUUAAUACAAAGACCCCCGAAUCAGAUGAUCCAGUCCUCUCCACAAGUUCCAAUGAUGCUCUUAAUCAUCAAAAGGUUGAAAGUGCAAACAAUAUGGACACAAGUUUAAAUCUCCCAAUUGGAAAUGAUGCAUCAUUUCACCAAGUUGUCUCAUCGCCCUUACAAGCAUCUUCAACGGAGCCUCCAUGUCAUCCAGAUAAAACUACAUCUGAGCCAUGUGUUGCAGCUGUUCCUGGGGAAGGUGCUACUGAAAGUUUGUCUGAUAAAAUGGGAUUGCUUGAAACAUCAAAAGGCGGAUCGUUUAUUUCAAGUUCUGUCGUUGUCCAGGAAAAGAAAACCAUAACCGAGAGUCCACAAAAGAACUCGUUUGAUGAAGGCUUCUCAUGUACUGACUCAAAGGAGAUAGACUCUGAUGCAAAAGAUGUCAAGUACGGAGAAGAUGGUUUAAAUCAACAUAAAGCUUCACCAAUUUCUAAAGCAGGAGUUAACAGUAACCCUCUUCUGUUGCCAAGGUCCUCGAACAGUGAGAAGAGUUGGGGAAGUCCUAAUGAUUUAGAGAAAUUCAUUUCAGGGACGGAAGGUAAAGGAAAGAUUAACACAAGUGGCCUUCAUGUUACUGAAAAUGAUUUAGCAAAUAGUUAUGCUUUUGGCAGAAAGUUAAUGGAUAGGGGACCUGAACGAGCUGGUAAGAAGUCCGAUGUUGAUAUAGACCAUGGAAUUCUAGAUCCUCUGGAAUAUGCAAUGCAGGUAGCCAUGGAGGUGGAGAGGGAAGUUGUAGAUGACAAAGAACGGAGUUGUGGUUCAUCAGAGAAAUUACCAGAAGGUAAUAUAAGGCAGCCGAAGAGCCCCGACUCUGUGAGCCAAAAACAACCACAUUGCAGUGAGGGCUCACCUAAGGAGGUAGUAGAUGAGCCUAAUUUAUCGGAUGCAUCGUCACCGAUGCAGGACGAAUCUGCAACCAGCUCCGGUCACCAAGAUGCUGAGCAGACAAAUGGUACACAAGAUAUGGCAACCUCUCAAGUCGCAGAGGUGGCUCAAGAAGAAGCCCACGAAGAGAAAGGCCUAGGUGGAUUUGACCUGAAUGAAGAAGUUUGUCCAGAAGAUCCUGAGCGUCCUGAGAAUCAAUGUUUUGCACCUGUCUCUUUUGUUUCUGCUUCAAGAGCUGCAGCAGCUCCUGGCCAGCCCGGUGCUCCAUUGCAAUUUGAGGGGAAUCUUGGCUGGAAAGGCUCGGCUGUAACAAGUGCAUUUCGCCCUGCAUCACCUCGCCGGAUGCGGGAAAGUGACAAGGAUCUCUCAACUGGGGGGAGCAGUAGCAGCUCAAAGCAACGGCAGGGAUUUCUUGACUUUGAUCUUAAUGUAGCUGAAAGCGUCGACCCCAAAACAGGAGACUGGGCAGCAGAUAAACAUCUCCAGUUGUAUUCUACAGUUGUUUCUGGUGAAUCUUCUGCUGAAACAAGCUCGAGAAAAUCUGAACAUCUUGCACUGGAUCUGAACCAUUCAAGUGAAGAUGGAGGUCCGCUAUUAGAUUGGCGGACAGGGCAGUUCUUUCCCCAAGAACGCGGACACCAUACUCAGUCUCAUUCCUUAAUUUCUUCAAAACAGACUGCAAGGGAUAUUAAUUUGAAUGAUCAGCCGACUCACCUCAAUGAUUCUUCUGUUAUUACCUAUUUAAGUCCGGCAUCUCAGACUUUCAAUGUCUCCGGAGGUAACAAGUCAGAUGAUUCUGUAAUAUCCAUAAUGGGCAAGAGAGUUGAAGUCAACAGGAAAGAUUUUGUUUCUCAUAUUCCAAAUCUAGCAAAUGGGCCGUCCCAAGAGCAGCUUCCGUUUGAGGUUAACCUGGGGAGAACAACUGGUAACCUUUUAGGCAUUGGAUCUGCACCUACAUAUUCCAAUUCACCAGGGUAUGGUUUCAAUAGUUUCGCACCUGGGCCUCCUUUGCCUUUUCCCUCAACGAUGUACGGAUCUGGAGCGCCCAUUCCUUACAUGAUGGAUUCCAGAGGACAGCCUGUUUUCCCACAGGUGGUGGGCUCUGCUUCAGCUUUGCCACCUGCUUUCUCUCAACCACCCUUCCUGGUGAACUUGAACACCUCAAACCCUUCAAACGGGGUUGGGCCAUCGAGAAGCAGUGUCGAUCUCAAUUCUGGUAUGCUAUUGGAGAGUGGGAGUAAAGACCCUGCAGGAUUUGGACUCUUCUUGAAUUCAGCUCAAGUGAGGUCGGUGGAGGAGCAGUCGAGGCCCAACUCUGUAUACAGUGGGAAGCGAAAAGAACCAGAAAACGGAUGGGAACAUUUUCCUUUCGGGCAUUGUACACCACCUUGGAAAUAAAGCUGAUUCGUGUAGCCGUUUCUUUGGAUUGGGAUUAGGGGAAAGGAGAGCAGGUUAGUGAUUUCAUGACAUUAGUUUUAUUCGAGAAAAAGAGAGAGCCCGUAUUGACGUAGCUGGGAAAUGGCUCCAAGAAACCAAAUAAUGAUGGAAAAUUGCAGGUGUAAUUUAAUUCUCUUGAUGUUUUCCUAGAGGAGAGAAAUACAGGAGCUAGGUUUAAAGUUUUUAUUUUUAUUUUAUUUUAUUUUUAAUUUUGGGUUUAAUUUUUUUGUUUUGGUAGCCUUUUACGUUUUAUGGAACUUGUCAUAUAGCAAUAGUAGUACUGAUCUUUACAUUCCAAUGGAACUUAGUACAAACUCUUACAUAUAAUAUUAGUAUGCUGGUUCUCAUAUUCGUGUCACAUGUGAUGUAACAGAUUCUGGAGUUGUAAAUAAUUGUUUUUACCUGGCUUUAUUUAUUCACAUGUUUAUCUUCA
Messenger RNA from Salvia hispanica, 3658 nucleotides. RefSeq names its product Transcription elongation factor (TFIIS) family protein. NCBI's taxonomy places the organism in Eukaryota, Viridiplantae, Streptophyta, Magnoliopsida, Lamiales, Lamiaceae. The record is from RefSeq and is a predicted model, not a curated record.